AUGGAGAUACGCUCUAUCGGAGGGGAAGAGACCUUCUAUGUAAAGAAACGUGUGGUGAGAAAGGGAAAACGGACACCUCAGCGCACGUUCAGCAAUCUGUUGGGUAGGAGUAUCCAUGAUAUUAUUGAUGAGUUGGAUAACGAGCGCAUGGAGAAAGUCAUGGCGGCCAGCAAGCAGGCGUCGGAUAUGUUCGAUGCGGCACUCAAUGAGACGGACGAUGGUGUCGAAGCAGACAAUAUACCAUUGCCAGUAGAUCUGGAUGAGAGACCCGGCGACCAGUUAUGGGUCACCAAGUACUCGCCCAAGAGCUACAUGGAGUUGUUGAG
Molecule: messenger RNA, 326 nt
Organism: Sphaeroforma arctica JP610
Lineage: Eukaryota; Ichthyosporea; Ichthyophonida
Exons: 2
Source: RefSeq, a predicted model, not a curated record